AUGAAGGCAGCGCCAGGGACUCCGCCUCUGCGCUGCUGCCUGGCCGCUGAUUGGCUGGGUGGGGAUCCGCGUGGGCGCAGCGGAGGACUGUCCUAUAAAAGCCGGGAUCCCACGGACAGACGCGCUCGUGUCGUGUUCCCUCCAUCACUAGCAGCUCGGAAGAGGACCGUGGACCCCCCCACUCCCACUGACGCUCCACGCAGGAUGUCUCGGACCGACGAAGUGCACCGAAUCACGGAGAAUGUCUACAAGAACAUCAUGGAACAGUUCAACCCGUGCUUACGGAACUUCAUAGCCAUGGCCAAGAGCUACGAGAAGGCUCUCACCAGUGUCACAUAUGCUGCAAAGGGCUACUUCGACGCUCUGGUGCGGAUGGGCGAGAUGGCCAGCGAAAGCCAAGGCUCUAAGGAUCUCGAAGAGGCAGCAUGGGAUGUGCUCUUUCAGAUGGCUGAAGUGCACAGACAGAUCCAGAUCCAGCUUGAGGAGAUGCUAAAGUCUUUCCACAACGAGCUGCUGACGGAGCUGGAGAAGAAGGUGGAGCUGGACGCGCGCUACCUGAACGCGGCGUUGAAGAAGUACCAGAUGGAGCACAAGAGCAAAGGGGAGAGUCUGGAGAAAUGCCAGGCGGAGCUGAAGAAGCUGCGCAGGAAGAGCCAGGGCAGCAAGAACCCUUCCAAGUAUGGAGACAAGGAGAUGCAGUACGUGGAGGCCAUCAGCAACAAGCAGAGUGAGCUGGACCAGUACAUCGCUAAGGGCUACAAGAACGCUCUGUCUGAGGAGAGGAGGAGGUAUUGCUUCCUGGUGGACCGCCAGUGUGCCGUGGCCAGCAACAGCAGCGCGUACCACAGCAAGGGGAAGGAGCUCCUCUCCCAGAAACUUCCGGUGUGGCAGCAGGCGUGCGCUGAACCCACCAAGCUGCCGGACAGAGCCAUGUUCCUGGCCCAGCAGAUGAGCGGAGCAGCGGGCGCCCUCCAUCCCGCCAUCUCUGAGCAUAUCUCCGGGGCUAAACCUCUGCCGGUGCCUCCAGAGCUGGCCGGCUUCCGGGGCGCCGCCGCCAUGGGACAGCAGGUCGGUUUCUCCUGCAACCUUCCUUUGAUCCAGUGGGAGUUUUAUUCAGGCAGCGUCUGAUCAGUCGCUUUAAAU
Cyprinodon tularosa is the source of this 1143-nucleotide messenger RNA. RefSeq names its product brain-specific angiogenesis inhibitor 1-associated protein 2-like. The record is from RefSeq and is a predicted model, not a curated record. Gene Ontology annotation, cellular component: cytosol; nucleoplasm. Gene Ontology annotation, molecular function: cytoskeletal adaptor activity. The coding region runs from base 1 to 1128 and encodes 375 amino acids. Gene Ontology annotation, biological process: plasma membrane organization; positive regulation of actin filament polymerization; actin filament bundle assembly. The transcript is spliced from 9 exons. NCBI's taxonomy places the organism in Eukaryota, Metazoa, Chordata, Actinopteri, Cyprinodontiformes, Cyprinodontidae.